GCUUAUAAGCGUUGCAUCUCAAUUGGACGGUCCUGAUGUGAGCCGAUACCCAGACCAAUCCAGUCCUCUAAAUAUAUCUUGCCGUCUUAGGGUUACAGUCGGACUCUGGGGACGGCGGCGGCGUACAGGAACGCAGAGUUGUGCAUCUCUUUGCUUUAUCUGGUGGUAUCCUAUUGCAUUCGAGGAAUGGCUGUCCCUCUGCUUACGAAGAAGAUUGUGAAGAAGCGCGUGAAGAAGUUCAAGAGGCCUCAGAGCGACCGCAAGAUAUGCGUGAAGGAAAAUUGGCGCAGACCCAAGGGAAUUGAUUCUCGUGUGAGAAGGAAGUUCAAGGGCUGCACCUUGAUGCCCAAUAUUGGUUAUGGCUCUGACAAGAAGACACGCCACUACCUUCCCAACAGAUUUAAGAAGUUUGUGGUACAAAAUGUUGCUGAUUUGGAAUUGCUAAUGAUGCACAACAGGACCUACUGUGCUGAAAUUGGGCACAGUGUUUCAACAAAGAAGCGCAAGUUGAUCGUCGAACGAGCUGCACAACUCGAUAUCGUUGUGACCAACAAGCUAGCAAGGCUUCGCAGCCAGGAGGACGAGUGAGCCAUUAGUUUAGUGGCAUAUCAUCUUGUCACCUCUACCAUGAAAUUUAGUUCUGAUAAGGUUAUCACAUUUUUAUCUCUAGGAGAUUCUCCUAAGAGUCAGUCUUGUUAAACUUGAUAACAAGAUUUUGACUUCUUUCUCUUAUUAUUAUUAUUUUCCAUGAACACAUUAAAUGGAGCUUCUAUUUUCCUAAAGCUAUAGUUUGUCAUGGUAGCUUGUUGACUGCUGUUCAAUAUUGUGCUGGCUGGGUCAAUAUAUGGUUUUGGUGGAAUCAA
Zingiber officinale is the source of this 863-nucleotide messenger RNA. RefSeq names its product 60S ribosomal protein L32-1-like. The transcript has 5 exons. Gene Ontology annotation, molecular function: structural constituent of ribosome. NCBI's taxonomy places the organism in Eukaryota, Viridiplantae, Streptophyta, Magnoliopsida, Zingiberales, Zingiberaceae. Gene Ontology annotation, cellular component: cytosolic large ribosomal subunit; ribosome. Bases 187 to 588 code for a protein of 133 amino acids. The record is from RefSeq and is a predicted model, not a curated record. Gene Ontology annotation, biological process: translation.